Messenger RNA from Pyricularia grisea, 1884 nucleotides. RefSeq lists its product as uncharacterized. The transcript has 5 exons. Bases 1 to 1884 code for a protein of 627 amino acids. NCBI's taxonomy places the organism in Eukaryota, Fungi, Ascomycota, Sordariomycetes, Magnaporthales, Pyriculariaceae. The record is from RefSeq and is a predicted model, not a curated record.
AUGUCGGCGAAAAGCACCGACAAAACAGAACUGAAGCCCAUUCAUAUUGGAAUUGAUCAUGGCACAACCUAUACUCGAGUGAGGGUAUACUCCCCAGAUUGGCCCAAAGAGAUGCGUGCCGACAUUGUCAAGGAAAGCCACAAGCAAACAGCCAAGCUGGACGCCAAGUUCGGCGUAGAAAGCCGCUAUGACACCUUCCCAGACUUUCCAGCUUUCAUAUGCCCCGAGAGAAACCCACCUCUCUCCGGGUUUGAAGCAGAAUUGCAGGCCGAUCGUAUCCCCUUAAAGACCGCUGCUCUACUGCUCGACCAAACAAAAGAUAUCGAUACGAACAAACCUCGCCAGAGCCUGCUGGAGAAGAUACCCUGUGGAAAGCAUCUCCUAACACACAAGCACGAGGAGAAGUUCCACAAGCUUAUCAAAAGCCUUUGGAAAGAGCACUUCGUAAAUAUUCGGAAGCGGGUCGACGUAUAUUGCGAAUUCAAAUACAGACCAAUCUCGCUCACUUUGUCGAUGCCCAAUUGGAUGAAUGACGAGAAGGUCGACAAAAUCUACGAGUCCAUUAUCGCCAACGUGUUCGGCGACAUCAUACCAGAAUCAGCUAUUGAUUUUAUCGGUGAGGCACAGGGCAUGGUCAGAUGCAUACACAAGGAGUUUAUUCAGGAGACCUCCCGUCUUUCCGUAGAAAUCGGCAACCGUCACCACAUCCUAGUGAUCGACAUUGGAGGUAGCGCGAUGAACGGAACCUUGUGUCAAAUCGCGAGAGAUGACAGCAACGCCAGCGCUGAAGCUAUUACCCACUGCGUCGAGGUCGACAGUUUUGGCUGUCCUGGCGGCAGUGAGUUAUGGCAUAUGCAGAUCGGAGAUGUCAUCGCCACCAAAGAAGGAUACGAUGCUACAAGUGAAGAGUUGCAAAUACUUAUGAAGCGAUUCCGUCAGCUUCAGGGAAGUUACCAGGACCCGUCCAAGGCCAUUUUGGUCGACGUUAACAAUCGCAACUAUCAUCUCUCGAACAAGCAAGCCAAGGAUUCCUGGAACAAAUCUUUCCAAGAUGCGAUUGAGAUGAUCAAGAGGCGAGUCGACGAGGCCGUAGAGCGAGUUGGAGAUGAGGACCUGAUGGUCAUUUUUUCGGGUGGCUCCCUGAAGCUCGUGUAUCUCCAGAACCUGAUUGAAGGUUAUAUGAAACAGAAACACACAAAGGUACCUCUCAACUUUAUCCAGACGAGAGACGAUGUCACCAUUGCAGACAACACUGGUCUCAUUGCUCGCGGAUGCACUUAUGCUAGGACAUUCAAAAGACCUGUGCUAGAGGUCCUCGACCGCAUGGCCCUCGGCGUACAAGCCGGCUCGCCUAUCAAACAGGGAGGUAACGAAUGGCACUGGUUAGGAAAUGUUAAGCUCCUGCACCACAAGAACCUUGCUACCGGCAUUACGGGCUCCUGUAUACUCAACAAGCGCACCGCAAUAAAAAAGAUUGGGCUUAAGAUUAUUGCGGAUCCUUUGUUCCAGAGCCUGCGGGCCAGCAACAAAAAGCUCAACUUCCAGGAUUGUUACGACCUAUAUUCCGUCCCGACAUCCGAUCUCGAGACACCCGGCGAGUACACGUUCAAGAUUUCGCGCAUUCCACCUUCAUUUAUCAACGAGAGACACAAGCUCAAGUUGGACCUUGAAUGCACCUAUCAAGAUAAGGCCCAGGGUAUUGAGAUGCGAAAGACCAAGAGCUUCACGCUGCCGCUGUAUUUCCACAUCGGAACCUGUUGCGUCCUGCCCAAGGAGGACGAAGUGGAGAUUUCGGAGUGGAACUAUGGUUCGGCACAACCUCAGCCCAAGCCGAUCAAGGUGGUGGAUGAGGAGUCAAUUUUCAUUGAUGAGGAUUGGGCUUGA